Molecule: messenger RNA, 678 nt
Organism: Zygosaccharomyces rouxii
Lineage: Eukaryota; Fungi; Ascomycota; Saccharomycetes; Saccharomycetales; Saccharomycetaceae
Exons: 1
Coding region: 1-678 (225 amino acids)
Biological process (GO): 'de novo' pyrimidine nucleobase biosynthetic process; pyrimidine nucleotide biosynthetic process; pyrimidine ribonucleoside biosynthetic process
Cellular component (GO): cytoplasm
Molecular function (GO): orotate phosphoribosyltransferase activity
Source: RefSeq, a predicted model, not a curated record
AUGCCUGUUAUAUUGGAAGAUUAUCAGAGAAAUUUUCUCGAAUUAGCCAUUGAGAGUGAAGCACUCAAAUUUGGUCAAUUUGUCUUGAAUAGUGGUCGUAAGUCCCCAUACUUCUUCAAUUUAGGCCAAUUUAAUACUGGUAAAUUAUUAACCAAUUUAGCAACCUUCUAUGCUAUUGCCAUUAUUCAGUCACAUAUUAAAUUUGAUGUUAUAUUUGGACCAGCCUAUAAAGGAAUUCCAUUAGCGUCUGUGGUUUGUAUGAAAUUAGCUGAAAUUGGCGGAUCUAACUAUCAAGAUGUUCACUAUGCAUUCAAUAGAAAUGAAACUAAAGACCAUGGUGAAGGUGGCAAUAUUGUUGGCGCAUCACUGACAAAUAAAAGGGUUUUUAUUAUCGACGAUGUGAUGACUGCGGGUAAAGCUAUUAAUGAAGCCUUUGAAUUAAUAUCUGCUAAUGGAGGUUGGGCAAUUGGUUGUAUCGUUGCUCUAGAUAGACAAGAGGUGGUUGAUUUAAGUGACAGAAAUGAGUUAAGUGCUACUCAAGCGGUUAGUAGCAGAUAUGAAAUUCCAGUUUUAAGCAUAGUUACACUAUUGCACAUGAUGGAGUUCUUCAAAGAUAAAAUCUCUGUAGAACAGAGGCAAUCAAUGGAAGAUUAUUAUAUUCAGUAUGGUCUCGGUUAA